Messenger RNA from Paramecium tetraurelia, 1482 nucleotides. RefSeq lists its product as uncharacterized. Gene Ontology annotation, cellular component: nucleus; cytoplasm. The transcript has 6 exons. Lineage: Eukaryota; Ciliophora; Oligohymenophorea; Peniculida; Parameciidae. The record is from RefSeq and is a predicted model, not a curated record. Gene Ontology annotation, biological process: endocytosis; peptidyl-serine phosphorylation; signal transduction. Gene Ontology annotation, molecular function: protein serine/threonine kinase activity; ATP binding.
AUGAAUUAAUCUCAAAUAUAAACUAAUCACAAAUCAAUAAAAAAGGAUCCAGGGGAGAAUAGUAACAAAUUAUCCAGUGGAUCGAUAGUGGCAACUAAAUUUAGAUUGAUAGAUAAAGUAGGUUAAGGCAGUUUUGGAAUGAUUUAUAAGACAGAGAAUAUGGAGACUGGGGAAAUAUUUGCGACUAAAUUUGAGAAGAGAGAAGAAAAUUCAAAUGGAUCAGUUAGUUUGUGCAAGAUUUUGAGGGUAAAUGAUAAUAUAAAUUUGAUAGGAUUUCCUUAGAUUGUAUUUUACGGAAGGGAUGAGCAGUACAAUUAUUUCAUGCAAACGUAUCUGGGAUACAAUUUGGAAUAAUUAUUAAAGAGAUGCAAUUACAAAUUUAGCAUUCAGACUGUUUUAAGGAUUGGAAUUAUAUUAAUGGAGAGAAUCAAGAUGUUGCAUUCAAAAAACUUAAUUCAUAGAGAUUUAAAACCUGAUAACAUGUGUAUAGGGUAUGAUGAUAUCGAUUAGAUAUAUUUAAUCGAUUUUGGUUUGGCCAAGUACUAUAGAAAUUCAUAGGGUGAUCACAUACCCUAAAAUGAGAGAAGAGGAAUGAUUGGGACAGCUAGAUAUGCAAGUCUAACAGCACAUUUAGGAAAGGAACAAUCUCGAAAAGAUGAUAUUGAGAGUCUGGGAUAUGUAUUAGUCUAUCUGGCUAAAGGUCGUCUUCCAUGGAUGAAUCUAAACACCUCUACAAAGUCAGAGAAGUAUUAAAAAAUUAAAGAAUUUAAACAAUAAAUCACUUUAGAGAAGUUAUGUGAAGGAUUGCCGAAAUGUUUCUUGAAUCUAUUUAUCUAUGCACGUGGCCUUGAUUUUUAAGGAGAACCAGAAUAUUCGUUUCUAAGAGAUCAAUUUUAGAAAUAAUACUAAAUCGAGGUAUAAUCCUCAUAGAACCAUGUUCCAUUGGAUUUCGAGUGGGAGCGUUUACCUGAACUCAAAAAAAGAAAACAAAGGGUUAUAGCAAAUCUGUUGAAAUAAAAACUAGAAAAAUAAACUGAAGUUAAGCCUGAAUUGGACAUUAAGAAAAGUUACGAUGAAAAACCAGAAUAAAGAGGAAGUUCUUUUCUAAAUGUGCCUGUCUAUGAAAAUGAAUAAUAAUAGCUUUCCCCUGAAAAAAAUAAACAAAGCAGAAGAUGCAGUUAAAAUAUAUCUAGCAUGGGUACUAGUUAAAUCAACAAUUAUCAUUAUUAAAGUUAGAAAGAGAAUUUUAGAAAGUUUGCUUUUGAAAAACGUGAGUAAUCUUAUUUUUCGAUUGAAAAAAAAGAGUAGACUCAAAAGAACUUCUUAAAGUAAACAUCAACUAAAGCUGAACGUCAAUAAGCAUUAUAGGAUAUAGAUAAUGAUUAUAGAGAUUUUGAUGAUUUAGAUUAAUUGGCAGAUGAGGAAACCAAUAUUGCCAUCUUUAAUAUUACUCCUCAUUUAUCAAGGAGAAAGUUUUAAUGA